Rubroshorea leprosula is the source of this 1891-nucleotide messenger RNA. The record is from the annotation of a GenBank genome assembly. Lineage: Eukaryota; Viridiplantae; Streptophyta; Magnoliopsida; Malvales; Dipterocarpaceae.
GCCGUGGCCGUGACCGUGAACGCUCGAACCCUCUCCGUUAACCACAAGGUUUAUCCAGGGUUUAAACAAUCCUAAUCUUCAAUUUCAACAUUUCCAAAUCCUAAUCCAAACAAAACCCUAAACCAUCUUCAAAAUCCGAAUUGUUCUUGUUAUUCUUUAUGAUUUUUUCCUCCGUCUAGGGUUUUCAAUUUCUUUCUAAGAUCAGUUCGUUACUCAGGAGUUCGGGUUUUCAUUCUUCGUUAAAUCCGCUAGUCAAUUGAUUUACCUGAAGCAAAGGGUUUACUGAUGUACCAUUAAUUUCAAUGGGACGAUGGUGUUAUUGGGUUUUCAACUUGAGGUAUAAGUGAUGUGAAUAUUGAAUAUGAGCGAUGGAGGUGGGAAGAAUGGGAAAAAGCACGACCAACCACAGACUAAGAGGAAAUUUGGUGGAAAUGACUUUGCCCUUGCCAUUUCAAAGAUUGCAGUAGCACAAAUAUGUGAAAAUGUGGGAUUUCAGACUUUUCAGCUGUCUGCUCUGGAAGCACUGUCUGAUGUUGCUGUGUGUUACAUACUCAAUAUAGGAAAAUCUGCACAUUUCCAUGCAAAUAUAGCAGGUAGAACAGAGGUUAAUUCUUUUGACAUUAUUCAAGGGUUGGAAGAGUUGGGAUCUGGUUUGGGAUUUGCUUGUUCUUCUGAUGUUGAUCACUGUCUAGCCAAUUCAGGCAUUGUUCGGGAAAUUAUCCAGUAUGUUGCUGAUUCUGAAGAUAUCCCAUUUGCUUAUUCUCUUCCUAAUUUCCCAGUUGUCCAAGACUGUAAACCAGCCCCAAGUUUUCUACAAACAGGAGAAGAGCCUCCUGGUGAGCAUAUCCCGGCUUGGCUGCCUUCCUACGCUGAUCCUGAGACCUAUGUUCAGUUGUCUACAGGAAAUGAGAAAACAACUGUUUCUUACUCAGAGAGGAUUGAACCAGCUAAGCAACUGACAAAGACAGAUAGGUUUUUGUUGAAUUUGCAGCAACGUUUUGCUUGCAAUGGAUCUGAAGGCCCUUCUUCAGUUGAUGGUGGAGAUGCUGUUAAAGCAAGGAAAGCAGCAGAGUGCAAUCCUUAUCUUGCUGCACCUCUGCAUUUUGGGGAAAAGGAAGUGUCUUCUGUUGUUCUUCCUGGUAAACUUUCAAAUGAAGGAAUUGUGACAAAUCAUGUCAUGGAAAAUCGUGUUGUGAGAAAUCAUGUUUCAGUGCUGGAGACAUUUGCGCCAGCAAUUAAAGCAAUGAAGAGUGGGAAUUGUGAAUCUGAGGAUGGGCAGAAUAAAGCACUUCUUAAUCAGAGGCCUAGUGUGCAUUUUAAGAUUGGCAUUGGAAAGAAGUCCUGAGGUGCAGCACUAGAUUUGAACUCACAGAGCAAGGGCAGUGAGAAAAUUUCUCCUUGGUUUGGUAAUGAUAAUGAGAAGGAUAACAAGAAAAGGAGGGCAGAAUAUAUUCUGAAAGUGUCUAUAGAGAAUCUAGAGGAAUUCACUCAGUUGUAAAAUAGGUUUGUUCGAUUGUCAUUUGUAUACUUUCUAGGAAACUGGCAGCAGAUGUGGGCUGCAGGAUAGUCAGGGUCAGGAAGGUAGUCUUCUCUCUAUAUGCCCCCACUUAGAGUGGAUACUGGAAAUGCCAGGUAACACAGGGAAGUGUCAUGUUAAAUAGAUUCUUUGAGGUAUGUGUAUGUCAUUGCCUUGAUAGUACCUGUUCGGUGGCUAUUCUUUUUAAAUGAAAUUCUUGUUUCCCAUUUUGUGAUAAGCUCAUGAAUGCUAUGGAUUUCUCUACCUUGGGUACAAUCUGGUCUUAUCUCUAGAUGUGUAUGCUAGGCUCAUUUAUUGAAGCUUCAUACCAUACUGUAUUAUUAUUCAAUUUACAAAUGAAUGCAGAAUUGCAGA